UUACUUCACAGUCGCCGUUGCUGUUGUCUAUCGUCCCCUCCUCUUCGCGACCUUUUGCUCUCUUGUUUCUUUGGCCAAGGUCUGACACUUCGUCUUUCCUCUCUCCAAUUCUCAAGGAAAAAAAUGGCGUCCCAAGCGACUUUCAAGUCUAUCAAGUCUGUCAUUCCGCUCCUUGAUCGUAUCCUAGUGCAGAGGUUCAAGCCUGACACUAAAACCGCGACUGGCAUCUUCCUUCCGUCGAGUGCAACAAACAGUCCUUUACCAGAGGCGACGGUAAUUGCCGUUGGUCCGGGCGCACCAAAUAAGGAGGGGAAAGUCGUACCGACUAGCGUCCAGGCGGGUGACCGUGUCCUCCUUCCGGGUUGGGGAGGAAACUCGUUCAAAGUUGGUGAGGAGGAAUAUCACCUGUUCCGCGACUCGGAAAUCCUUGCGAAGAUUAAGGAAUGAGACAGUCAACUAACACGUCUGGUGACGGCAGAGGUGAAGCAUGGUGAUUUGAAGGCGUAGAGUGUGAUUGUAGACAAGGGUACUGCUAUAUGGUGACUGAUGGUGAACCUGCGUUUAUGUGGUGGAAAAACAGAGGGCUACUCUCCGCGUUCGUCUAUCCCUCGUUCCUCUUUCCUUUGGUAUUGGUGUUUUAUGGCAUAUCUCAACUUCUUAAUCGUAUCUACAUCACCGCAUUCACACAGUUUUAGGUUAUGCUUUUAACUGCACCGCAUUAGAUAUAUGAAUUGAAUGAAUCCCAACUCUUCAAUUUGGC
Fomitiporia mediterranea MF3/22 is the source of this 760-nucleotide messenger RNA. Its product is annotated as chaperonin Cpn10. Gene Ontology annotation, cellular component: mitochondrial matrix. The transcript is spliced from 4 exons. The record is from RefSeq and is a predicted model, not a curated record. Lineage: Eukaryota; Fungi; Basidiomycota; Agaricomycetes; Hymenochaetales; Hymenochaetaceae. The coding region runs from base 124 to 447 and encodes 107 amino acids. Gene Ontology annotation, molecular function: ATP binding; protein-folding chaperone binding; metal ion binding.